This is a messenger RNA of Oryzias latipes (Japanese medaka), 4565 nucleotides long. It is a transcript of the gene col28a2a, whose product is annotated as collagen, type XXVIII, alpha 2a. NCBI's taxonomy places the organism in Eukaryota, Metazoa, Chordata, Actinopteri, Beloniformes, Adrianichthyidae. The record is from RefSeq and is a predicted model, not a curated record. Gene Ontology annotation, molecular function: serine-type endopeptidase inhibitor activity.
AUUUCACUGACUCUUCCUCUCCUCAUCCAUCUGAAUGCUGCUGCCUACCAGUCAGUGACAACAGACCCCUGUCCAAGACAGACAGCAUUUUGGCCUGCACUGAAAACCGGACAAUGAGAUGCUAAGAUCUGGAGUUUGGGUGAAGAAAAGCGAACUAUAAGUCAUUUUAAAGGCAAAUCCAUGGGCAAGGAUGCUUUCUGUUUUUGCAUCUUUACUGUUGAUCAUUUCGCUGUCCAGCAUCUGGGCCCAAGACUUUUUUGAAGAAAAGAAAACCUAUAAAGUCAGGACAAGGCCUCUGUCUGCAAAUAUUCAUGAUGGUCUAGCCAUCCUGGAUGAAGAUUGCAGCUUGGAGCUCUCCUUCCUGUUGGACAGUUCUGAGAGUUCCAAGGACAACCACGAGCAGGAAAAACAGUUUGCCAUGGACAUGGUGGACAGGCUUCAAGGUGCAAGGUUGUCGACUGGUCGCAGCCUGAGCUCCAGGGUGGCUUUGCUGCAGUACAGUAGCCACGUAAUCACAGAACAAACCUUCAGAGACUGGAAAGGAGGAGAGAACUUCAAGACCCAGAUUGCUCCCAUCGUCUACAUUGGUCAUGGCACCUACACCACCUACGCCAUUACCAACAUGACCAAGAUCUACCAGGAGGAAUCCAGACCUGGCAGCAUAAAAGUGACAGUGCUGCUCUCAGAUGGGAUUUCCCACCCAAGGAACCCAGACAUUUUCUCAGCUGUUACAGAUGCCAAGAACCAGGGAAUCAAAUUCUUUGCUUUGGGCAUCAGCCGAGAGGCCAAUGCGCCAGCUAACAUAGCUGAGCUCCGUCUGCUUGCCAGCUCGCCAUCCUCCCGCUUCCUGCAUAAUCUACAGGACAAAAACGUAGUUGAGAAAGUUUUCACUGAACUUACUGCCUUAGCUGAUGAAGGAUGUCCUCUUGCUCAAAAAUGCGCUUGCGAGAAAGGAGAAAGAGGACCCAGUGGUCCUGCAGGAAAGAAAGGUCGUCCUGGUGAAGAUGGAGCUCCAGGGCAAAAAGGCCAAAAGGGGGAAUCAGGAUUAAAUGGAGCGCCUGGGCGAGAAGGCUCUGAGGGAAAACCAGGUUACAAAGGAGAAAGGGGUGAAAGAGGCGAGUGCGGCACACCGGGAAUCAAAGGCGACAGGGGUCCAGAUGGUCCGGUUGGAGAAAGAGGACAAAGAGGUCUGCAGGGCUUACAAGGACCACCAGGAGACAUUGGACCAGAGGGCCCUCAGGGAGAGAAGGGUGAAAGGGGCCCUCCAGGCCCUUCGGGGAUUCAAGGAGAAACCGGUAUUGGACUGCCUGGACCUAAAGGUGACAUGGGAUUCCAGGGCCGACCAGGUCCUCCUGGUCCCCCAGGAUUAGGUGAACCUGGCCUUUCUGGACCUCAAGGUCAACAAGGUGUUCAGGGUGAAAAAGGACCUCAAGGGGAAGGAUUUCCUGGACCAAAGGGGGAUCGAGGGCUCCCAGGCCCAAGGGGGGCAAGAGGACAGCAGGGGGUGGGCAUAAAAGGAGAGAAGGGUGAAUUGGGGCCCCCAGGUCUUCCUGGGCUAACCGGACAAGCAGGAGUUGGCAUACAGGGAGAGAAGGGAACUGAGGGGCCGAGGGGACCACCGGGAGUAAGAGGACUUCAGGGAGAGGGUUUGCCAGGACCUAAGGGAGACCAAGGCUUACCUGGAGAGCAGGGUGCUCCAGGAGAAAGAGGAAGUGGUGAACCAGGCCCAAAGGGAGAGCCUGGAGAUUCAGGACUUAGUGGUCUGCCUGGUCUACCAGGAGAAGAUGGAGCUCCGGGGCAGAAGGGGGAGCCUGGGCUACCUGGUUCAAGAGGGCCUGAGGGAGUGCAGGGAGUUGGUGUUCAAGGAGAGAAAGGUGACCAGGGUUUAAGGGGUAUCCGUGGAUUACAUGGUCCUCCCGGGAUCCCAGGACCUUCUGGGCCAAAAGGUGAACGUGGAGUUCCAGGCCCACAGGGCAUGCUCGGGCAGCCAGGACGAUCCAUAUCUGGUCCAAAAGGUGACGUUGGUCCACCGGGUCCCAAUGGCCCUAUUGGGGAAACAGGCCUAGGACUACCUGGUCCAAAAGGUGAUCGUGGCCAGCCAGGUUUACCAGGUCCAUCUGGUCCAAAAGGUGAAGGCAUCCAAGGCCCAAUGGGUCCUCCAGGUAUUCCUGGAUUACCUGGUGAGCCCGGUCCAGAAGGACAAGGAAUUCCUGGUCCGAAGGGAGACGUCGGCUUUAGGGGACAGCCAGGCCUGCCCGGUCCACCUGGAGAAGGUUUACAAGGACCACCAGGUAAUGUUGGGAGACCAGGGCCUCCAGGUCUAUCAGGACCCCCAGGAGAAGGCAUUCAAGGCCCAAAGGGUGCACCAGGUCCUCCAGGCAUUACUGGCCCUAGAGGAGCUCAAGGAGAUGGGUUUCCUGGCCCAAAGGGUGACCGUGGCUUACAGGGAGAAAGGGGAUCAAAAGGUACAAAAGGAGACGUGGGAGAUCCUGGAAUUCCUGGUGACAAGGGAAGACCAGGAAUAAGGGGGGAACCAGGCCUGACAAGAGAAGAAGUCAUUAGGCUUAUCAAGGAAAUAUGUGGAUGUGGCAUCAAGUGCAAGGAAAGGCCAAUGGAGCUUGUGUUUGUCAUCGACAGCUCAGAGAGCGUUGGCCCGGAGAAUUUUGAGAUCAUCAAGGACUUUGUGACAAGGUUGGUAGACAGGACAACAGUGGGACGCAACGCCACCAGAAUCGGACUAGUCCUCUAUAGCCUAGAUGUCUAUUUAGAGUUCAACUUGGCUCGCUACACGACCAAAGAAGAAGUGAAGCAGGCGAUCCGAAAAAUGCCUUAUAUGGGUGAGGGGACUUACACAGGAACUGCUAUUAGAAAGGCAACCCAGGAGGCUUUCUUCAGUGCACGACCCGGCGUCAAUAAAGUUGCCAUCGUUAUCACUGAUGGUCAGACCGACAAAAGAGAGCCUGUCAAGCUUGAAAUGGCUGUGAGGGAGGCUCAUGCUGCAAACAUCGAGAUGUACACUAUUGGCAUUGUCAACUCUUCUGACCCAACUCAGACUGAGUUCUUGCGAGAACUAAAUCUAAUUGCUUCUGACCCAGAUAGUGAACACAUGUACCUCAUUGAUGACUUCAAUACUCUAGCAGCACUGGAGUCUAAACUUGUUAGUCAGUUUUGUGAGGAUGAAAAUGGAGGCUUUAUCUAUAGUCACAUCACCAAUGGACUCCAUAAUGGAAACAAUGAUUUUAAUCAAAUCAACCUCCAGGAUACUGAUGAAUUUAAUGGCCAUGAACAUACUGGGGAUAAUAAUGUGAGGAAAAACCUAGAGGAAGUCCACAAUCAGAGACCAACCAACACAAGAAGCCGAGGUGACACUUUCGCCCUUCCCAUCAGUGCUGAUCCACUUCCUUUCCAGGUGGAUGAAGAAAAUGAAGGUGAAGAUUUGGACUCACAGGCUCGCACGCUGAGCGGCAGGACUCUGUCCAGAGUCAACAAAACAACACUCCUGUCUGUGGCAGAAAAAAGUUCUGAUCUGAGCGUCUCCAGUGAAACACUUUCAUCAACUUCACCAUCGUUCAAAUUGUCAACUUCUUCACCAACACUUGAGUUAAAAUCAUCCUCAAACUCCCAUCAGCUUCAGCCUGCCGAGAGUCAACCCCCCCCUGAGGCCACACCUCCUGAUCCUCGCUGCAGCAUCACCUUGGACCAAGGCACCUGCCGGGACUAUGUUAUCCGCUGGUAUUAUGACCAACAGGCCAAUGCAUGCGCCCAGUUUUGGUAUGGAGGCUGUGGUGGGAAUGAAAACCGGUUUGAAACAGAGAGUGAAUGCAAGAAAACCUGUGUGAUUUCAAGAAGAGGUUAAUAUUGGAAGAGAGAAUUUUUCUAUCCUCCAGCCCCACUCCUCUGUAUUAGAAGAUGUGAUACCACUCAUGUAAAGCAAAUUCUAUGCACUUGUUUUUAUACAUACACACAUUUAUUUGGCACAUUUUUUCGUAUAUAUAUAUAUAUUUUUUAAUAAAGUUGUUAUUUUUCUUUAACAAAAAAUCCUUUACCUCAAACUAAUGUGAUGAUAUUUAGUUACAAUAAGAAAAAGAUUUUAUGGAUAAGCUGGGAUUUUAAAUGCCAUCUUCAGAACUUGGGUUUCUACGAGACGGUAAAUUGUAUAUCUUAGUAAUAUCUCAUUCUUCCAUGUGCUUCAAGUAGACAGAAUAAAAUACAAAAUGUAUUUAUGUAGUGAAUAAAAGUAAUAAGAUGUUUUACAUAUUUUUUUUUUAUAAAGUUUGUUUUAAGAUUGUUAUUACUUCUAUUUCUGUCACCUUUUGUCUUUUUUAUUUCAUCGUGUCAUUUUUAGUUAUCACAGGCAGCUGUAAUCCUGGGUUUUUUUCUUUGGGUGUUUUUUUCAAUGCCAAAGUUCUACUGUGAUGAAGAUUUAGGUUUUCCUUUAAUCACUUAAAACACUUUUAUCUAAGCAGGAUCUAUAUUUGAAUAUCUUUAUGAUGAUGAAAAAAAUGGCUUAUUUUGCUUUAUGUGUUUGUGUAAUUAAACAGUAUUAAAGUUGAUGUUUAAGUGUU